GCGCACCGUGAACUUGAACAACCAAAAAACGCUCUGACAGGCGAACAGGGAUAAGGGCACUAACAUUACGAUUUCCCUGCGUGUCAAGUUGACUCCUGGAAACGAAGAAAAAGACCCUUAAAUGUCCGUCUGGCGGAACUGGACCUCCAUAAGAGUUCACAGACUUCGGUUGUUCGGCAGAAACAAAGAAACAAUCCUUGAAGCAGAUAGACGCAAGCAAAAGAGCAACUUUGACCUCCACAACAACCCAACUCGAAGCAUUGCCGAUCCCAAACAGCUUACUUACCAACUCGUAUUGAAGCACACGCACAUCCACAUACAAGACACAACACAAUUGCCAACCCGGACUCUCUUCUUUCGCCGACAAUCCCCAAUACGCACAAUCCGAAACGAAGUUUGAGCAGUUACAAGAAACUUUGAAAAAAUUUCCGGGGCGGCAUAAGAUGCGCUGGUGAUGAACGGGCUGCCAAUGGCCAAGGCCAGAUCUUCGUUCCUCGGAAGCAGCAGCUCCACGCCGCGUGCCAACGACCACGACGAGGACAUCGGCCUGCUGGCCUCUCACAAUCAGGAUGUUGCGCAUGCAGAAGCCGCGAUAACAUCACCCAGGUCGGUUCCGGGAUACUCGGAGCAGCAGCAACAACCUCAAAUGCAACAACAAACUUCAGACUCGAAACCGCCCUCGAGGAGACCACUAUCCCUACAAAACACAGAGCGCCGGCCAUCCGCUCUUCACUCCCCCAACCUUGCUGGCGAGUCGCGCACACCUCGCACGCCGAACCGGGUACGCUUCGAUCUGCAGCCCAUCGUGGUUGGCGGGGGCUUCGACGCUGCAGCAGCCAACAAUGGCGGCCGGGCAUCCAACGGCAACGCCCAAGGGGGUCCGGGACAGGGACUGGGGCGCGAUUUCAACCAUCCACUGCUGGCGCUAUCAUCCCCAUCGUCGCGCUCCAGCCUCGACAGCUACGACAGCGAGUUCGACGUCGACUCGGAGCCCGAAAACACCGAGACGGAGCGCCGCCUGCCGCUGCUCACCAACAUCGAGGCGCCCUCGGUCUCGUUGGCCAACACGGACUGGGUCGACGGCGGCGGUGAGUGGGCCGAGGAGCACAACCGGCCCAAGAGCGGCCUGCGCGCCGCCUUUAUGAACAUGGCCAACAGCAUCAUAGGCGCGGGAAUCAUUGGCCAGCCGUACGCUUUCAAGAACGCAGGACUGCUGGCUGGCGUGUUCUUGCUCAUCUCGCUGACCGUCGUCGUUGACUGGACCAUCUGCCUCAUUGUCAUCAACAGUAAGCUCUCUGGAGCAAACAGCUUCCAGGGGACGGUCGAGCGCUGCUUCGGCAAGCCCGGCCUCAUCGCCGUCAGCGUGGCCCAGUGGGCUUUUGCGUUUGGCGGCAUGGUGGCGUUUGGAGUCAUCGUAGGCGACAGCAUACCGCACGUCUUCCUGGCAAUAUGGCCUAAUUUGCGCAGCAUACCCGUUCUUGGGUUGCUCGCUGAUCGCCGAGCCGUUAUUGUGAUCUUCACGCUGGGAAUCAGCUACCCGUUGACGCUGUAUCGUGACAUUUCCAAGCUCGCUAAAGCAAGCACCUUUGCUCUAGUGAGCAUGCUGGUCAUUGUCUUUACGGUCGUUAUCCAAGGUCUUUUAACUCCCAAAGAGCUGAGGGGAUCCUUUGACACGUCACUCCUGACGGUGAAUACGGGUAUAGCUCAGGCCAUUGGCGUGAUAUCGUUCGCCUUUGUCUGUCACCACAACUCCCUCCUCAUCUACGGAUCCCUGGAGAAGCCGACGAUAGACCGAUUCUCGCGCGUGACGCACUACUCGACGGGCGUGUCGAUGCUCGCCUGCCUCCUCAUGGCACUCGCUGGGUUCCUGACCUUUGGCGACAAGACGCUGGGCAACGUGCUCAACAACUUCCCGGCCGACAACACCAUGGUGACAAUUGCGCGGCUCUGCUUCGGGCUCAACAUGCUCACCACCCUGCCGCUCGAGGCCUUUGUGUGCCGCGAGGUCAUGUUCAACUACUACUUCCCGGGGGAGCCCUUCAACCUGAACCUGCACCUCAUCUUCAGCUCUGCCAUCAUCGUCAGCGCGAUGGCCUUGAGUCUGAUGACGUGCGACUUGGGCGUCAUCUUUGAGCUUGUCGGAUCCACCAGCGCCUGCGCCAUGGCAUACAUCCUGCCACCGCUCUGCUACAUCAAGCUGGCGAGCCGAAGCUGGCGGACAUAUUGCGCCUGGGCCGUCGUCGUUUUUGGAUGUUUGGUGUUUGUUGUGAGCUUGUUCCAGUCCUUGGAGAAGAUCAUUAGCGGUAACGGAGGGCCGGCCGUCUGCAUGUAGACCAGUUUUGGGGAAAGACGAUAGUGUAUCAUUACUUUUUCUCACUAUCUAACAGCUAAACUAAACCGUGAUGCUGACAGAGCAUGUCUGCCUGCUGUUGUAUUCUAUGCCGGCCAUUACAUGAAUAUAAUAUUCUUUUAGUGAACAUCUACUUUGAUAUCUUCCGGGACAUGCCAUCAAUGAGGCAGUGGCAGUGUUGGACAAACGCAAGUGAUCAGCCCACCUGCGUAUCGUCAUAACCGCCCUACCUUUCCUGGCCAAUCUGCCGUUCAAGGGUCUGCCCG
This is a messenger RNA of Pyricularia grisea, 2616 nucleotides long. RefSeq lists its product as uncharacterized. The transcript has 5 exons. Gene Ontology annotation, cellular component: endoplasmic reticulum. NCBI's taxonomy places the organism in Eukaryota, Fungi, Ascomycota, Sordariomycetes, Magnaporthales, Pyriculariaceae. Bases 455 to 2332 code for a protein of 625 amino acids. Gene Ontology annotation, molecular function: amino acid transmembrane transporter activity. The record is from RefSeq and is a predicted model, not a curated record. Gene Ontology annotation, biological process: amino acid transmembrane transport.